Messenger RNA from Corylus avellana, 339 nucleotides. Lineage: Eukaryota; Viridiplantae; Streptophyta; Magnoliopsida; Fagales; Betulaceae. The record is from RefSeq and is a predicted model, not a curated record.
AUGGAUGAGAAAUCCGAAGACCAAAACGAGGCCUCCCAGGUUGUCGGCAUCGAAGACCAAAUCGUGGCCUCCCAGGUUGUCGGCGUCGAAGACCAAAACGAAGACGAAGAAGAAACUGAGGCCACACCAGGAGAAGAAGACGAUGACGAUGUUGCCUCCCAAGCCAAUAGGGAAGCAAGGGUUACGGUUAUAGCCAAAUGUGAAGUAGCCUCUAUGAACGAUGGGUGCCAAUGGGGAAUAUGCGGGGUGACAUCUCCUACUAUAGAAUAUCCUUGUGGACUAUACAUCUAUGGUUGCACCGUGGAUCCAGAUUGCCCAGUUUGGAAACUGGUACAAUAA